Messenger RNA from Epinephelus fuscoguttatus (brown-marbled grouper), 3641 nucleotides. Its product is annotated as extracellular calcium-sensing receptor-like. The coding region runs from base 56 to 2560 and encodes 834 amino acids. Gene Ontology annotation, biological process: G protein-coupled receptor signaling pathway. Gene Ontology annotation, cellular component: membrane. Lineage: Eukaryota; Metazoa; Chordata; Actinopteri; Perciformes; Serranidae. The record is from RefSeq and is a predicted model, not a curated record. Gene Ontology annotation, molecular function: G protein-coupled receptor activity. The transcript is spliced from 10 exons.
UAGGUGCAUCAAAGCUCCCAAACAAAAGUUACUGGGACAAUUUCAUCUAAACAGGAUGCACAAGGCUGGAGAUGUGGUUCUGGGUGGGCUGUUCGAGAUCCACUUCUUUUCUGUCUUUCCUGACCUGUCUUUUACCUCAGAGCCACAACAGCCUACCUGUCACAGUUUUGAUGUUCUAGGAUUUAAGCAAGCCCAAACCAUGGCCUUUGCUAUUGAUGAGAUCAACAGAAACUCCAACCUGCUGCCUAAUGUGACUCUGGGUUAUAGUCUUUAUGACAACUGUGUCAAACUAGGUAUUGGAUUCCGUGCAGCGUUGUCAUUAGCCAGCGGUCGAGAGGAGCAGUUUGUGUUGGACAAGACCUGUGCAGGAAACCCUCCAGUCCUAGGCAUUGUGGGUGAUUCUUCCUCCACACGUUCUAUUGCCAUCUCCACUGUCUUAGGUUUGUACAGAGUACCUAUGGUAAGUUAUUUUGCCACAUGUUCGUGCCUGAGCGACCGGCAGAAGUUUCCAUCCUUUUUUAGGACGAUUCCAAGCGAUGCUUUCCAGGUGCGUGCUAUGAAUCAGAUUCUCAGACGCUUUGGCUGGACUUGGGCAGGUCUGCUGGUCAGUGAUGAUGAUUAUGGACUCCAUGCUGCCCGAUCCUUCCAAUCUGACCUGGCUCAGUCUGGUGGAGGCUGUCUGGCCUACUUAGAGGUUUUGCCCUGGGGCAAUGAUCCAGCUGAACUCAGGAGGAUUGUGGAGGUUAUGAAGAAAUCUACGGCUCGUGUGGUCAUUGUGUUUGCACAUGAAAGUCACAUGAUCAACCUCAUGAAAGAGGUGGUGAGGCAGAAUGUGACAGGCCUGCAGUGGAUGGCCAGUGAAGCCUGGACUGCAGCUACUGUGCUUCAGACUCCUCAGCUCAUGCCGUACCUGGGUGGCACUCUGGGCAUUGCUAUCCGUCGAGGACACAUACCAGGGUUGAGGGACUUUCUGCUACAACUACGUCCUGAACUACAACACAACAACAGCUUUGGAAAUAACAUGGUAAAUCAGUUUUGGGAACACACAUUUCAAUGUAGAUUUGCACCACCUCAAGCAGGUUGGGUGGAAGCUGGGGGAUCACUAUGCACUGGACAGGAAGAUCUAGAAAAUGUGGACACUGAGUUCUUGGACAUCUCUAACCUCAGACCAGAAUAUAAUGUGUACAAGGCUGUGUAUGCCCUGGCAUAUGCUCUUGAUAAUAUGCUGCAGUGUGAGCCAGGGAGAGGACCUUUCAGUGGGCACAGCUGUGGCAGUUUGCAAAGACUGGAGCCAUGGCAGCUUGUGUAUUACUUGGAAAAGGUCAACUUCACCACACCGUUUGGUGAUCAAGUGUUAUUUGAUGAGAAUGGUGAUGUCUUACCAAUAUAUGAUGUCAUGAACUGGUUGUGGCUCCCUGAUGGACGAACUAAAGUUCAGAAUGUAGGUGAGGUUAAAGAGUCAGCCAAAGGUGAAGAACUCACACUUGAUGAAGACAAAAUCUUCUGGAACUUUGAAUCCAAACAGCCACCCCGGUCAGUGUGCAGUGAGAGCUGUCCUCCAGGUACCCGCAUGGCUAGAAUAAAGGGGAAACCUGCAUGCUGCUUUGCAUGCAUCCCUUGUUCUGAGGGGAAGAUCAGCAAUAUGACUGACUCCAUGGAGUGCACCAGUUGUCCAGAGGAUUUCUGGUCCAGUUCUCAACGUGACCACUGUGUUCCUAAGGAAACAGAGUUCCUCUCCUAUAAUGAGCCUCUGGGUAUCUGUUUGACAACUGCCUCAUUGUUGGGCACAUUUAUAUGUGUUGCUGUGCUGGGAAUCUUUAUCCAUCAUCGUGGCACCCCUAUAGUACGCGCCAACAAUUCAGAACUGAGUUUCCAGCUAUUGCUGUCUCUUAAAUUAUGUUUCCUUUGCUCACUGCUCUUUAUUGGACGUCCCAGGCUGUGGACAUGCCAACUGAGACAUGCAGCAUUUGGGAUCAGCUUUGUGUUUUGUGUAUCAUGCAUCCUGGUGAAAACUAUUGUGGUUCUGGCUGUGUUCAAGGCCUCCAAGCCAGGAGGUGGAUCCCAUCUGAAGUGGUUUGGUCUUUUGCAGCAGAGAGGAACAGUUCUGGUUCUUACUUCUAUUCAGGCAGCAAUCUGCACUGCUUGGAUUGUCUCUUCCUCACCAGCUCCUCAUAAAAACACUCAAUACCACAAUGACAAGAUAGUUUAUGAGUGUGUAGUUGGGUCCACAAUUGGUUUUGGAGUGUUACUGGGCUAUAUCGGCUUACUGGCCAUCCUCAGCUUCCUGUUAGCAUUCCUGGCAAGGAAUCUUCCAGAUAGUUUCAAUGAGGCCAAACUCAUCACUUUCAGCAUGCUGAUCUUCUGUGCAGUGUGGGUGGCCUUUGUCCCUGCUUAUGUCAGUUCACCAGGCAAGUAUGCAGAUGCAGUUGAGGUAUUUGCCAUCCUAGCUUCCAGUUUUGGCCUCUUGGUGUCACUGUUUGGACCCAAAUGUUACAUUAUCCUGUUGAGGCCAGAGAGGAACACAAAGAAAGCAAUCAUGGGCCGUGGCACUGAGUCAUAAAACCCACACUUAGUUUCAUGAGACAGACCUAAUUAAUUUUCUCUGUAAAGCACAAAAAUACAUGCAGAAAAAUAGUUUAAUAGUGGUAGCAAUGUUAAGUUUUUAAGAAAAAAUGGCUGAUAAGGGAAAAGUUGGAUCAAAUAUGCGAGAAUAUGUUAAUACAAUAAAUUAUUCUAUUUUUUCUCCAGGAUACAAUUAAAAUUACAAAGCACUUGCACUUCAAAUGAUAUUGUCGUCUUUGGGACUUUCAUGGUGUAAGGUAACAUUACACCUUGUUAAAUUGUAAGCUACUCUCUCAGAAUAAAAAAGCACAUACUAUGUGGGUUCAGCCAACAUUAUUAUAUCAGUUACUUUUUGAUCUGUCUAGAGUUGAUGUGGAUACAUGCACCAGUUUUUAUAUUGCCCCUAAAUUCAAAAAGUAUAAAGGAAGUGCAGACAACGUUGACAGAAUUACACAUAAGCAUCUGAGAUAGCAUUUGCCUAUUCUGACUAUACAGAGUCUGUAACUUCCACUAAGUUAGCAGUUGUAGGAAUGGCACUGUCACAAGGUUAGAAAGCUCAGCUUCACACCACAGAACUAGAGCUACAAUGUAUGAACUUUGCUCUCUUUAACACCAGCUUUGCUUUUAUCUUUUUUAAUAUUAGCAAUAUUAUGUCUGAUAUCAGUUGUUAGGCUAAUUGCGCAUGCCACAGAACUUCACAGUUGCCUUACAACAAUUGCAAUAAACAAGAACCUUGGUCAUCACCAGUGGGAGAAUAUUUCUUCAUUUCCAUAAAUAUGGUCAGUGUCAUUUUAUUCUCAAAUAAUUUAAAUGACACUGCCUCUGAAGAAUAGUUCUGCAGAUGUAUGCAAUGAUUUUCAAGCAACAAUGUGUUUAGUAGCUGGGAGAGAAAGGCCAAUUCUGCUGACUUUUCAGGCUUAUAUCCCUCCACCAACAUUUGAAAUUCUAAUGUGAACUGCCAGCCACUGAUGAAGUGGAGAAAUUGGAUAUAAUCAGUAGGGGUGGGAAUCAUCAGAGGACCCCAUAAUACAAUAUUAUCAUGCUACCUAAGUCACAACACAAUAUUAUUGAAUUUUAAA